Molecule: messenger RNA, 948 nt
Organism: Aspergillus caelatus
Lineage: Eukaryota; Fungi; Ascomycota; Eurotiomycetes; Eurotiales; Aspergillaceae
Exons: 3
Coding region: 427-945 (172 amino acids)
Source: RefSeq, a predicted model, not a curated record
CGGCAAUACACCCAGAGGUACAUAGUUCUAGAACAUCUAACUGAAGUGAGUAACGGUUAUUUGUUCAUACUAUCUGCCAUGUUCCAAGCAGUUAUCUGGUAUGUCUAUAAGCUCGACGGGAAACAACACUAGAUUCAAACAAGAUGGCGUAUGUGUGGGGUCAAAGCGGAUGUUCUCCUCGUUCUUCGAAGCCCAAUGCUGUAUUGCAGCUGUCAAGUGAGGCGACGGAAGUCCAUCUUAUAUGUAGAACUAAAACCAGGGAGCUUGAUGCGAGGGUCCAUCAGCUCAGAAGAUUACCACUCCUAGGGGAAGAAAGGUCAAAACAGGAAGAGGUGUGGAACUAUUGAUACACCUGGAAGGGUCCUAUACUACUUCGUGCAAGAAGCUUAGUUGAGGGUGACGGAGAGAAGGGUCCAAACGAAUUAGAUGUCUGUAAUAAGUUUCCUCAAAGCAUCGAAUAGUAGUGUAGUCUUUGGGCUACUCUGCUUGUGCUGUUGUUCUGGAUGGAUAACUACGAUGCUGGGCCAAGGGAUUAAUGCAUACCAGGCGACCGUCCAGGAAGAGGGUAUCGUGAGCUCCCCGUCUGGACAAGUUCUAUUCAUUGAAUAUUCUGGUCCGUUAAGAAUAACUGCCUCAGGCUCUGGCCUCAAUUCGGGCCAAAGGCGGCGGCCGAACACACAGACCAGUCACGAGAAUUCUGCCCGUUGGGGAACAAAUAGCAAAGCAGGCAUUUCCAAAGCCGGGUCCAUCCAUUUCCACUCCGGCCCAGUUCUCCCCGUAAUCUUUUGUUGGGUCAAACACCGUCGAGAUAUGAGAUCAUACCUAUGUAAACCCGGCUUUUGCGAAAUGACCAUGACUGACGCUCAUAUCAAUAGUCCAGACAGCUUUCUAUUCCCGGGCAACGUAAGUGUACGUAACGUUGUUACAUCCUUUGUAGCGGUAUAGGAC